CUCCAGUGGAGAGUCGUGGUAGCGCAACGUUUGCAGAAACCGACCAUUCAGUUUACUGUUGUAUGGGCAUUUGGCAGAAUGGAGACCAAACCAGUGAUAACCUUUCUCAAAACCCUCCUCAUCGUUUACUCCUUCGUGUUUUGGAUCACAGGAGCGAUCCUCUUGGCAGUGGGAGUAUGGGGGAAGUUUAUGAUCGGCCCGUAUAUCUCUCUGAUAGCUGAGAACACCACCAACGCUCCGUACGUCCUCAUCGGCACUGGGACUGUCAUCAUCGUCUUCGGCCUGUUCGGAUGCUUCGCCACCUGCAGGGGGAGCCCAUGGAUGCUCAAACUGUAUGCAAUGUUCUUGUCCCUGGUGUUCCUAGCUGAGUUGGUGGCUGGGAUCUCUGGCUUUGUUUUUCGUCAUGAGAUAAAAGGCACCUUCCUGAGGACGUAUUCUGACGCGGUGUUGAAUUAUGAUGCUGAGGAUGAGAAGAGCCUGGCUGUGGACAACGUCCAAAGCAGCCUGCGUUGCUGUGGGGUGUACAACUACACCAGCUGGUUGGGCAGUGUGUACUACCCAGCUAAUGGCUUUCCCCCGAGCUGCUGCUCCAACUCCACUGACUGCAGCCCACAGGACCUGCGCAACACAACCAUAAACCACACCAAGAUCAACCAGCAGGGCUGUUAUGAACUGGUAACCUCCUUCCUUGAGACCAACAUGGCCAUCAUCGCGGGAGUAACGUUUGGCAUCGCCUUCUCACAGUUGAUUGGCAUGUUGCUGGCCUGCUGUCUGUCCAGGAUCAUUACUGCUAAUCAGUAUGAGAUGGUGUAGCUGGAAGAGCAGGGAGAUGAAGAGGAGAGGGCGAACAGCACCUUGGUAGACUGGCACAGAAGAUCCCCACAACACUAGCACACUGCAUCACUAAAACUCUCUCUUUUCUCUCUCUCUCUCUCUCUCUCUCUCUCUCUCUCUCUCUCUCUCUCUC
Messenger RNA from Coregonus clupeaformis (lake whitefish), 967 nucleotides. RefSeq names its product tetraspanin-7-like. NCBI's taxonomy places the organism in Eukaryota, Metazoa, Chordata, Actinopteri, Salmoniformes, Salmonidae. The coding region runs from base 79 to 813 and encodes 244 amino acids. The transcript is spliced from 8 exons. Gene Ontology annotation, cellular component: membrane. The record is from RefSeq and is a predicted model, not a curated record.